Molecule: messenger RNA, 1239 nt
Organism: Cinclus cinclus
Lineage: Eukaryota; Metazoa; Chordata; Aves; Passeriformes; Cinclidae
Gene: SMYD5
Product: SMYD family member 5
Exons: 13
Coding region: 1-1215 (404 amino acids)
Molecular function (GO): protein binding; histone H4K20 methyltransferase activity
Source: RefSeq, a predicted model, not a curated record
AUGGCGGCCGCGGCGGGGCCACACGCCGGGGCUGCGGCGGAGGCGCGGUUCAUCAGCAGCGCCAAGGGAAAGGGCUUGUUCGCCACCAAAAACAUCCGCAAAGGGGAAACUGUCUUCGUGGAGAGGCCGGUGGUGUCAUCCCAGUUCCUCUGGAAUGCCCUGUACAACUACCGAGCCUGUGAUCACUGCCUGCGGGCUCUGGAGACAGCAGAGGAGAACGCUCAGCGCCUGCUGGGGAAGAGCUCUCUGGUGCUGCCUCACCCUGAGCAGUGCAGCAUCAGGAAGGACCUGCACCAGCAGUGUCCCCGCUGCCAGGUGACGUACUGCAGUGCAGAAUGCAGGCAGGCAGCUCUGGAGCAGUACCACCAGGUCCUCUGCCUCGGCCCGUCCCGGGAUGACCCCACGCACCCCCUGAACAAGCUGCAGGAGGCAUGGAGAAACAUGCAUUACCCCCCAGAGACUUCAAGCAUCAUGCUGAUGGCCAGGAUGGUUGCCACCAUCAAACAGGCUAAAGACAAGGAGUGGUGGAUCAAGGCCUUCUCCCAGUUCUGCAGCAAGACAGCAAAUGAAGAAGAGGAGAUUGUGCACAAGCUGCUGGGAGACAAAUUUAAGGGCCAGCUGGAGCUGCUGCGCUUGCUCUUCACCGAAGCCCUUUACGACGAAUAUCUCAGCAGGUGGUUCACUCCAGAAGGCUUUCGGUCCCUGUUUGCCCUCGUUGGGACCAAUGGCCAAGGCAUAGGAACCAGCUCCCUGAGCCAGUGGGUGCACGCGUGCGAUGCUCUGGAUCUGCCCUUGCUGCAGCGGGAGGAGCUGGAUGCCUUCAUUGACCAGCUCUACAAGGACAUUGAGAAGGAGUCGGGAGAGUUCCUCAACUGCGAGGGAUCGGGGCUCUAUGUGCUGCAGAGCUGCUGUAACCACAGCUGCAUCCCCAAUGCUGAGACGUCCUUCCCAGAAAACAACUUCCUCCUGCAUCUCACUGCUCUGGAGGACAUCGAGGCAGGAGAGGAAAUCUGCAUCAGUUACUUAGAUUGCUGUCAGAGGGAGCGGAGCAGACACAGCCGCAACAAGAUACUCAGGGAGAACUACUUGUUUACCUGCUCGUGUCCCAAGUGCCUCGCACAAGCCGACGAUGCCGAUGUGACAUCGGAUGAGGAGGAGGAGGGCGAAGGAGAGACGGACGAUGCGGAGCUGGAGGAUGAGAUGACUGAUGUGUGAUCCUGGCCCCCAGCGAGAGGAGAA